AUGAUUCUGCAGGGAGGUUGUGGCAGUGUUGAGCUAAAGGGCAGGACACUCAGGUGUCUCUGCUCCGUGAGCCCACAAAAUGUCACCGGAGCCGUGGAAUUUCUCCUCCUGGGGCUCUCAGACGAUCCCCAAGUCCAGCCUCUCCUUUUUGGCCUUUUCCUGUUCGUGUACCUGGUCAGCAUCACAGGGAACCUGCUCAUAAUCCUGGCUGUCAGCAUUGACCCCCGUCUGCACACCCCCAUGUACUUCUUCCUCUCCAUCCUGUCCAUGGCUGACAUUGGCUUUAUCUCCUCCACGGUGCCAAAGAUGAUUUGGGACAUUCACACUCAGAGCAGAGCCAUCUCUCAUGCCGGCUGCCAGGCACAGGUGUCUCUUUUUAUUCUUUUUGGCUGUAUGGACAGUUUGCUCCUCACAGCGAUGGCGUAUGAUCGCUUUGUGGCCAUCUGCCACCCCCUGCACUACUCCGUCAUCAUGAACCCCCGCCUCUGUAACUUGCUAGCUCUGGCGUCUGUUUGCAUCAGUCUGUUGGACUCACAGUUACACAACUUGACGGUGUCACAGCUCACCUUUUGCAGCCAUGUGGAAAUUCCUCUCUUCUUCUGUGACCUCCCUCAACUCCUCAGCCUUGCCUGUGGAGAUACAUCCACCCAUAACCUACUCAUGUAUUUUAUCACUGCAAUCUUUGGUGGUGUACCGGCCUCAGCAGUUUUUUACUCUUACACAAGAAUCGUGUCCUCUGUUUUGAAGGUCUCAUCCACAGGGGGGAGGUCCAAAGCCUUCCUCACCUGUGGCUCUCACCUGUCCGUUGUUUGCUUAUUUUAUGGAACAGGCAUUGGGGUGUACCUCAGCUCAAUAAUCUCCCAUUCUCCCGGAAAGGAGGCGGUGACCUCAGUGAUGUAUACAACUGUUGUCCCCAUGCUCAAUCCCUUCAUCUACAGCCUGAAAAACAAGGACAUCAAGCAGGCCUUCCAGAAGCUUCUCAAUAAAGCAGUCUAA
Messenger RNA from Sorex araneus (European shrew), 996 nucleotides. RefSeq names its product putative gustatory receptor clone PTE01. The transcript has 2 exons. Gene Ontology annotation, molecular function: G protein-coupled receptor activity; olfactory receptor activity. Gene Ontology annotation, biological process: G protein-coupled receptor signaling pathway. Gene Ontology annotation, cellular component: membrane. NCBI's taxonomy places the organism in Eukaryota, Metazoa, Chordata, Mammalia, Eulipotyphla, Soricidae. The record is from RefSeq and is a predicted model, not a curated record. The coding region runs from base 1 to 996 and encodes 331 amino acids.